This is a messenger RNA of Carassius auratus (goldfish), 7916 nucleotides long. RefSeq names its product brain-specific angiogenesis inhibitor 1-associated protein 2-like. The transcript is spliced from 15 exons. The record is from RefSeq and is a predicted model, not a curated record. The coding region runs from base 129 to 1751 and encodes 540 amino acids. Gene Ontology annotation, cellular component: cytosol; nucleoplasm. Gene Ontology annotation, biological process: actin filament bundle assembly; plasma membrane organization; actin crosslink formation. NCBI's taxonomy places the organism in Eukaryota, Metazoa, Chordata, Actinopteri, Cypriniformes, Cyprinidae. Gene Ontology annotation, molecular function: cytoskeletal adaptor activity; protein binding.
UCCCAUUCCUCCGCUCGGUUCUGUUGAGCUGAGAUCAGACGCCUGUGGAUCAGAGCGCGGAUCUCCAGCUGAGCCUCAUCACACAGUCGCACUGUUCGGAUAACAUCACGUUCAGCAAAACGCCGUUUAUGGUUUUAACUGAAGACUUCACAAUGUCUCGCACCGACGAGGUCCACCGCAUUACGGAAAAUGUCUAUAAGACCAUCAUGGAACAGUUCAAUCCCUGUUUGCGGAAUUUCAUCGCCAUGGGAAAGAACUACGAGAAGGCUCUCUCAAGUGUGACGUUUGCAGCAAAGGGCUAUUUUGAUGCUCUGGUGAGAAUGGGAGAGCUGGCCAGUGAAAGCCAAGGAUCUAAAGACUUGGAAGCAGCAGCAUGGGACGUGCUUUUCCAGAUGGCAGAGGUCCACCGGCAGAUUCAAGUGCAGUUAGAGGAAAUGUUAAAAUGCUUCCACAAUGAGCUGCUAUCGGAGCUGGAGAAGAAAGUGGAAUUGGACGCAAGAUACCUGACUGCGGCUCUUAAGAAGUACCAGAUUGAGCACAAAAGCAAAGGAGAGAGUCUGGAGAAAUUCCAGGGUGAGCUGAAGAAACUGCGGAGGAAGAGCCAGGGCAGCAAGAACCCCUCCAAGUACAGCGAGAAGGAGAUGCAGUACGUUGAGACCAUCAGCAGCAAACAGAGUGAGCUGGAUAGCUUCAUUGCAGAGGGCUACAAAACAGCACUUUCAGAGGAACGUAGGAGAUACUGUUUCCUGGUGGACCGCCAGUGCGCCGUGGCCAAGAACAGCAGCGCCUACCAUGGCAAGGGUAAGGACCUGUUAACCCAGAAGAUCCCAGUGUGGCAGCAGGCCUGUUCAGAGCCCAACAAGCUUCCUGAAAGGGCCAUGCUGCUCGCCCAGCAGAUGACUUCUGGUUCCAGCACCCUCCUCUCCAGCCCUCUGCACUCCUCCAAGGGCAACCUGGUCAUCUCAGAUCCCAUUCCUGGAGCACAACCCCUGCCUGUGCCCCCAGAACUAGCUGCCUUCAUGGGAAGUGGCCUUGGCCAUCAGGGGCGGCUAAUGGGUCCUGAUGGCAUGUCUCUGGUGAACGGGACAACAGGGGUUCAUGGAGACGACUACUGGACGGAUGGUGGGGUGUCUCAGGGAAGACCACCCUCUCCACAGAAUCAGUCUCAAACACAAGGCCAGCCCCAGAGACAGGUCAGCGACGUCUAUUCCAACACCCUGCCUGUCCGCAGGCCCCAGCCUGCUAAAAACAAGACCUCUGUGGGAGAAACACGAACUCUGCCCAGGUCAAGUUCCAUGGCCGCUGGUCUGGAGAAGAACGGACGUUCUCGCGUGCAGGCCAUUUUCUCCCACACUGCUGGCGACAAUAGCACCCUAUUGAGCUUUACUGAGGGUGACAUCAUCACCCUGCUGGUGCCAGAGGCUCGGGACGGCUGGCACUAUGGGGAGAAUGAGAAAAACAAGAUGCGGGGCUGGUUUCCUUUUUCCUACACCCGAGUGCUGCCUGACAGUGACAGCGAGAAGUUAAAAGUCAAUCUUCACCAUGGGAAGAGCAGCAGCACAGGAAACCUGCUGGAGCGAGAGGACAUGUCCUUACCCAUGCCUGACUAUGGUCUGACUGCCCGACUGUUGGCACAGAGCCUAACACAGACUCGACCACGUCCCUACAGCAUGGCAGGCUUCGUACAGCCAGCACUAGAGGAUUAUGAUGGGCUCUUAAGUUCCGAUGGCAAAUUGAUUUCGACAGUGUGAACACAGACAGACUAUCAGACAGAUCCGGAUAGCACAGGGGCCACGCCCCUACGUCCCUUAGCCCCUCCCCCUCUUAAGCUCUGCCUCCACACACUCCUCCUCCAAUGGAAGGGGCCAGUCUCAUCCCUCCUUUCUGUCCUCUCUUCCUCCCUGCGUCUUGCUGGGGUGAUAGUGGCAGUCGGGUGUGGUGGGUCGGGGGGGAUCUCUGAGAAGAACAACCGGAAGGCAGUCCAACUGCUCGUCUCGCUGCUUUACGGACUCUGAUUCGCCUGUAGUGACGCCGCUAUGACAUUGCCGUGGACUCCAAAGAGACUGCUUACCACUUCCCAUCUUUCAUGCAUGAGCACAAGUUUUGCUAUGUGGUUGUUUUUCAAAAUGACAUCCUCAUGUAAAAGCAAAUUUGGUCUUUUGGAGCAGCUCUUCUCAUUCCGAAGCUCUUGCUGAGUGUUUUUAUAAGCAGAUGUGAUGGGAGCCUCAUGGCAAAUGAGGAAUGUGUUUGUUUUUUUUUCUGUGUGGUUUAGUUGUGCAGAGUGUUUUUGAAGAGCAUUUGAGUUUUGUGAAUCCUUCAUGUAUUACCUGGUGCUCCUCUGGUCCAGAGGCUGUGUCGCUUGGUGCCGCAACAAGCUUAGAUUUUCCUCCGAUUCACCCAAGAAAUUGGAAUGAUUGGAAGGGAAAAUCGAAAUUUGCUCUCAUUAAACAAGUGCCAAAUAAGAGUGGUCCUAAGAAACUACAGUGAAGGUCGCAUGAGCUUCAAAAUCCUUGUGUGGGACUGUGCUGUUCGUCCAGACCAGCGUGGGUCCGCUCACCCUACAUGCAUGAAAGAAAAGUGCUCUGAGCAGAAACCUGUCCCCCACCAAAAAAAAUCCAAUUUUCCUGCCUCAGACAAUUUAAAAGGUUUGUUUACCCAAAAAUGAACAUUAACCUAUAAAUUACUCAUCCUGAAGUCAUCCUAGGUGUAUAUGACUUUCUUCUUUCAGACAAAUCUAGUUGGUGUUAUUUAAAAAUUGUCUUUGAUCUUUCAAGCUGUUUGAUGCCACUCAGCGGGUAAUGUACUGCAUCGGUCUAUGAAGUUUAAUAAAAAGCGCAUCCAUAAAAAAAGUCUCACACACCAUCGGGGGGUGAAUAAAGUCAUCCUGUAGCGAAUCUAUGCAUUUAUGUAAGAAAAAUACCUAUAUUCCAAGAUAUUCACUUUAAUCUAGCUUGCGCUCACAGUUUUGUAAACCAAGCAGUUCCAGGGGAAUGACGUAUGAGGUCAGCUUUGUACAUGCACUGCUCAGAAGUGAUGCACACAGAAACUAGGGAUGUAAUGAUUACCGGUUUGACGAUAAAUCAUGAUUAAAUUUCCCACGGGUUAGUAUUACCGUUUCAUCUUUUAAUUUUCAUUAAAACCAUAUUUGAUUACUGCGAUUUGAACAACUUGCGAUAAAUAAAUACUGUCCAGCAUAAAGCACAGUUUUCCAUAACCAUUUCACGUGUGCACAGCACGCAGGGUAGUUUUGUUUUGAGUGAAAACAGGGCAGAAAAACUGGAAAGUUUUAAAAGAGUACUAAGGAAAUUAUACAAAUGAAAAUGAAUUAAUUAUAUGAAUGUACCUCUGAAGGUUCCCACUGUCUUCAGAAACAAUUCGAUGGCAUUUUGUCUCCAACUUUGCUCCAUGUAAUACCUAAAGGAAGUGUUCGUAAUCGAAAUGCUGUUUUGUCCACGGAGGUUAUGGGAAACAGCUGUAAUUCAUCUUUUCCAUAAGCACCGCCUGCUGUCUGAGAGUGGAUUUACGGAGACCUAUAUUUACAUUCAGUUUGUGUGCAGCUUCUGUCUGGCCAAAAACCGACUGAAUUUGUAUGCCCUGCUGUAAAUUUUGACCAGUUGAUGCAAAACAAGUUUAUGUGGAUUCUACACAUUUAAACAAUUCAGAUAAGAUAUCUAGAAUUAUUUAUAGGGCAGAUAAAAUACAUAUAAUCAUUUAUUAAGCAAUUAUCAUUUUGACAUAUCUUUAUUUAAAAGGCUGAAAUGUGUGGUUUAUCUUUUUAUUAAACUUUUUCAAAGCUUUAUUUGAUCAUUUACAUUAAAUAUCUCACCAUGCUAUUAAACUGUUGUCAGUCAAGUUAUCAUUUAGAAAGCAGACAUCAUUGGUAAUGUUAUUGUUUUACUUCUCUUGGACUGAUGCAGUGCAACACCCACUGAGUGACAUCAAACAGUUUGAAAGAUCAAAGACCAUUUUUAAAUAACUCUAUACACCUAGGAUGACUUAAAGGGGAGUAAUUAAUGGGCUAAUUAUAUUUUUGUGUGAACUAACCCUUUAAAGUAUGGGAUCAGAAAAGUAUGGAAAUUAAUAUUUUGACGGUAUGAUUCACAAAUGUGACCUAAUUCACAUAAUUAGAUUUUCAAAUGUUCAUUUGAACACAAGCAUUUUUGUAUUCUUGUUUAUUUGUAUUUAUGUAGUUUUUUCAUCAAGUACAUCCUCUUCAGCCAAUCAAGUGAGAGUUAGAGAUCAAUGCACUGGACAACACUGAAAUGUUGAAAUGAAAUGCAAUGUGAAAGGGUCUUCAUAGGGACAGUUCUCUUAAAAAUUAAAUGACUGUCAUCAUUUACUCACCCUCAUGUUGUUCCAAAACCAUAAGACUUUGGUUCAUCUUUGAAACAGAGAAUAAGAUAUUUUUAAUGAAUCCUGAGAGGUUUCUGUCCCUCCAAGUAAGCAAAAGAACCAAAGUUUUAUGGCAAAGUUUUAAAUGACAGAAUUUUCAUUUUUGAGUGAACUACCUCUUUAAAUUAUGCCUUUGUGAAUAUAUACAUUUUAUUUUGUGAAUAUCAAUCAGGUCACACAUUUGUGUCAUAUUUUGGGAAUAUAUUAAUUUUAGCCUAGUAUGAACCCAUACUUAAAUGCCACCAGCCCACAUCUUUAAAACAUUCCCGUUGUAGUAUGUUUCCAUGCAGUUUUAGGAUGUUGACUGACAGAUCCUCUGGAGCUGUGGUGUAGUCCUCGCUGUGUUGAUGUUCUUUAGUUUCUUCUUCCUUUUUUUUUCUUUUUUUUUUUCUUUUGAAAAUAGACUUACUAGGAAAAAUGCACAAGAAAUCAGUGUAACAAUCACAAUAUGCAUGCUGAGGAGGAACAUAGUGAACAUUGACCUUGAAUGUAUGGUGACUUUUUACGAAAGGAAUAAAUAAAUAUCUAUAUAUUAAUAAAACAUUUGUUCAAACGAGCUUCUGAUGAUUUUUAAUUUGUCAUCUUGAAUUUACAAUUAUUGCGCUUCAAUGGGUCUUGCACAUCUACAGUCAACUCAACAGAAAAGAUCUAUUGUGAUAUUCAUUUAUAUUUUAUGAUGCUAUUUAUUGAUAAUCUAUACAUUUUAACCAAAUAAAUAUUGCAUGAACAAUUUGGGGCCAUUAAUGGCUAAUCUUACACACUGAACAACUUAUUCAGUUUUUUGGGGUUUCUCACUUGCAUCCACAUACUGACAAGGCAAGCUCAAUUGAGUCAUCCACAAAUAAAAUGUCAUCUUUUAAGACGGACUAUUAGCCAAUGUUUCACGAACCUGAAGAGCACACAGUUCUAAUCUAGCGUAAUGUUUGUGUAUUUUGUGCAUCAUGACGUCAUGUCUGUUUGAAUACGUGAAUGGUCCAUGUUUAUGUCUGUGCUUGCCUUGCCUCUUCUUCUUAUCUUCUAAGAUCUGAUCUAUUUGAGAUGCAUAAGACAAGUCAGUUUUAUAAGCAUGCAUUUUAUAUAAAGAACUGUGAAGGAUUUGAAAUUUAAAUGUGCUCUUCAAGAGUUCAAUGUUUUCCAUACACAUCUCUCUGUACUAAUUGGAACUCCUAACCAAACUGCUAUUGGCAGACCUUUCAUUUUGCACUAUAUUUUGAACCCAUGUCAUUUCUAGAAGUGCGUUAUUGACUCAUCUACGAGCAUAAAAUUGUGACGUCAUCCAUGAGCAGUCCAAAAAAAAAAAGCGCCAUGUCACAGAGCAAGUAACCUACAGUAUGGUCAUCGUGCGCAACACUAACAUGUGUCAUGUGAAUGCGGUGGAAAUGUAGCCAUGCAUAACCUGGGUCUGAGCUGAGCUCUCAGGUACAAACCCCUGGACUCUCUUUACUUUCCAGUUUGGGUCCUGAAAUGUCCCGGUUCUGAGUGUUGCAGGACCUCCGUAAGUCACCUGCCUCACCAUUGCUGCUCACCCAAACCAAUCAUGCCCUUUCUUUUAUUCUUUUGUUUUGGUUUGUUUUCGACUCUCAUUCGCUGUGCGGCUUUAACGGGCAGUAGGGCUUCACAACUGUUUCGUCUCAUACCGCCACCUGCCUCUCUGGUUGGUUUUUGUGUGUGAGCUGUAGUCCGUACCAGCCAGAGAGGUCAUAUGUUGCCAGGAAAUGGUGUUGGCGCUGGAGGUAACCCCGAAUCUAACUCUUGCAUGCAUCUAUCAAUGCUGACAGAAGUAACUUGUGUCUUGUUCCAUUUGCAUGCUUGCUCCAAACACCCUUCAUAUACUCUUCUCCAGAUACCUGUUCAUAAGUAUAUGUCAAAUGAAUCACCGUAUGCCUUUCAGCAGUACUUUUCUUCUAUAUCCCAAAUCAUAGUACAGUAGACUUUAAGCUGUUUUUGUGUCGUAGAGUUCAGUGGGUCACUAGCGCAGGCCGUAUUGUUUGGCGUACUGACUGUUUGUUUUCCACCCCCCUCUCCAUCUAGUGACCGUUCCCUGGAGGUCUACCUCAGGCCAAGCAUCAUGGACGGCAGAUCCGCACCUCUCUACUACUAGAGGGGCCAUGCAGUGGCCUGUGCACUUUGUUGCCCUCUUCUGUUCUGUAUGUGUCAUUGCAACAGCAUGUGGAGUCAGAGCCCACAGGGCACGGAGGAUAGAGCUUAUUGUGUCCUGAAAGGAUUAGAAUAAUGAUCUUAACUCUGUAGCUACAUAAUUAACUGUAUUUGUAUACACCAAUUCAUGUAUUUCAAAGUUAACAGCUUUUCUAAAUGGUUUUCUUCAUGUUAACAAAUCGGGCACAAACGAAAUAAUGACUGUGUUUUUGUUGUUGUUGUUUUUUGGAGGGAAAGUGUAUGCUUGAUUGUGUAAAUAUGAGAUCUUUUACUUGAAUGAAUGUGAAAAUGUAAAAGAAAAUAAUAAUAAAAGUGAGUAAUUUGGUAGAUAUUAUUUCUAUAACUGCAGUUCUAUAGGGAAGCCUUUCUUUUUCUGUUAGUUAUAAAUGUUUUGUGGCACAUGCCUCUAUCAGUCAUUUCAGAAAGCUGAUGAAACCUCUUCACAGGGGUCCUGAUGCUGUGGUCACUGCAUAUUAAACCCACCACAGUGCUUUGCUAAAGUUCUAGUGAUGCCUCUAUGAAUUCUCUGUCUUUGCAGAGAUCUGUACAGUAUUUUAGAUGCAAUACAUAGUGCAAUUUCUCAUGCAAGCAGCUGUGCCUUUUCCUGCUGUUUUGUGCUCACUGCGAUUCUGAAUAUCUGUACCUCCACUGGUGUAAUGCUUUUAUGUGAUAUUUUGUUGUUCCAUUUGAUUUUUGUACUUUUAUUUGCUUUUACUGUACUUUUUUUGUUCUUAGAAAUUUCAAUGACUGUUAUAGAUAGAUAUAUAUAUAAGGGGGUUUAUUUGUCUUCACGUGCUGCUUUUGCUUUUCCACAUACUGAGCAAUAUCGCUUAUUGAGUAUCAAAUAUAGACUUGUUGAAUAAUAGUGAAAAUAAUUAAAUUGCAAGUUCUGUACAUUUUUAUUUUUUGGUUAGUUUCUGUUUGAGGGACUGAAAAGCAGUAGAGCAGUAGAUCUAACAACUGAUUUUCUAAAUGUUGCAGGAAAAUACAAUAUCAGCCAGUUUAGAUACUGAUAGGUAUUGCAUGUUUUAUAUUAGGGCAUCUACUGUGGAUCAUGCAAGGAAGGCAGGGAAAAAAAGGAUUUUGUGUCUGAUCAGCUUUAAAACCAGUUUUAUUUUUGUUUUGGCCUUUGGGGUUUAUUCUUAUUUAUGGAGAACUGCAAAUGUAUGUGGACAUUCUCGUCUUUUCUGAAAUAAAAAAGCAAAUGUAAACUGCCACACUUUCAGAUUAUAUAGGGAUUUUUUGUGUUUUAACUUUCAUUUAACCUCAAGCUGUUCUUUGGAUCAUCAAAUCAUGCUGGAGAACAUAAGGUUUCUGACAAACUUGUGUAGUUUGAAUGCUGCUGUCAUUAAAGCAAAUGAAGGAAA